This is a messenger RNA of Cydia amplana, 1075 nucleotides long. RefSeq lists its product as uncharacterized. NCBI's taxonomy places the organism in Eukaryota, Metazoa, Arthropoda, Insecta, Lepidoptera, Tortricidae. The transcript is spliced from 6 exons. Gene Ontology annotation, cellular component: extracellular matrix. The record is from RefSeq and is a predicted model, not a curated record. Bases 1 to 1020 code for a protein of 339 amino acids.
AUGUUUCUUCAUCUGUUUCAGGCGUAUCCAAAAUACGUCUUCAAAUAUGGGGUGAACGACUUCCACACCGGUGACAUCAAAACUCAUCACGAGAGCCGCGAUGGUGACGUAGUCAAAGGUCAAUACACAGUCGUGGAGCCGGACGGUUCCCUGCGCACUGUGGACUACACGGCCGACAAACACAACGGGUUCAACGCGGUCGUGCACAAGACCGCGCCCAUCUCCCAGCACGAAGCCACUCUUCUACACCAUCAUCAUUAUCUAUUGUCUUAUUCAGGGAUCAGCCAUUCAGCUCUGCAGUCGCAUUUGAGUAGUGUUUGCAUAAUGUAUUGUUUAGAGUGUGUAACUUUGGUGGUGAUCGCUGCAGUGGCGCAGGCGGAUCCUAAUCCCAAAUAUAACGGAGUUUUUCAGCCAUCGAUGGAAGUUGGAAAUUAUGAAGGAUAUUAUCAAGAUCGCCCCAGAUACGCCUUCAAUUAUGGAGUGGCAGAUCACAGCACCGGUGACGUGAAGUCACAACACGAGACACGAGACGGUGAUGUUGUCAAAGGACAAUAUUCCCUAGUGGAACCCGACGGCUCCGUUCGAACAGUCGAUUACACGGCGGACUCUGUCAAUGGCUUCAACGCCGUAGUCUCGAAGAGUGGACCGAGUCUUCAUGCAGCACCACCACCUCAUCAUGGCCAUCAUCAACCUUCACUGCAAAUCAUUCCUCAAGCCAUACCUCAGGGACAUCACGGGAUACCACAGGGAAUACCCCAAGGAAUACCCCACGGAAUACCCCAAGGGAUACACCAAAGAAUACCACAAGGAAUCCCACAUGGACUACCUCAGGGAGUAAUCGCUCGUGGACCAGUCGUACACUAUUUGGAAAAAGCUGUGCCCAUCCCCGUAGAAAUUUAUCCUAAGCGAAUAUUUGGAACUGGUGGUCCUAUUUUUGCCAAGGUUGGUCCGCAGUUUCCCGACUACGAGGGAUUUGGCAUCGACGAGUAUGAAGUACCCUACCCGUUUCAGUUUGAAUAGUUAGUAGAUAUAUAGUAACUGUACUUAUACUUAAAUAUUAUUAAAUUAUUCAAUA